Messenger RNA from Monomorium pharaonis (pharaoh ant), 717 nucleotides. RefSeq names its product phosphatidylinositol 4-phosphate 5-kinase 8-like. The transcript is spliced from 2 exons. The record is from RefSeq and is a predicted model, not a curated record. Bases 176 to 397 code for a protein of 73 amino acids. Lineage: Eukaryota; Metazoa; Arthropoda; Insecta; Hymenoptera; Formicidae.
AAUAGAUGACUAUAAUGAAAAUAAUAAUUUAUUCAUUAAAGAAGAAGAAAAAGGAAAAAAUAAGAUAAUAUCUGUUCUAUCGAAAAUUCCACGGUGGAAGCUUUUAGUGCCAGAUGAAUUUGUCAACAUAAAAUUUUACAACAAUAAUUCUUAUUGUGGUCGUAUUAGCAGAAAAAUGAUGGAAGGAGAAGGAAUAUAUACAUGGCAUAACGGUGUACAAUAUAAGGGUCAAUUUGAACAGAAUAAAAUUCAAGGGCGAGGUCUUCUGAAGUGGAACAAUAAUUGUUGGUAUGAAGGCGAUUUUGUGCAUGGUCUUCGACAUGGCAAAGGUAUCCUGGUAGACAAAGAAAACAAUCGCAUAUACAUCGGACAAUGGUACAUGGAUCACAAUGUUUAAUUUAAAUAUUUAAUUAUUGGUUUAUUUGAAAUAUUUUAUGUUAUUACGUAAUUGUAAUUAAUUGUUAAGAUUAUGCAAUAAAUUUAAUAAGACGCAACUUGAAUAUGAAAUAGAUUAAUACUGUAUUAUUUGAAUACAAUAUUUUAAGAUAUAUUUUUAUAUCUGUUAUGUCUUUCGUUUAUAGAAGAAAUUUUUUAAAUUGAUUACGAAGUUUAUUUAUAUAGCGCAAAAUAACAAAGCAAAAAGCGAAAUUCUAAUUCAAUUGUAUAGAAUUUCACGUACAUUUGUAUUGACCAACUUUUUUUUCUUUAUAAAUAGAG